GGAAAUUAAAAAUAGGUACAUAUUUUCUUCUUUCAGGUGGAGUGGGGCGUGAUGCGAAACAAGCGACACCGCCCUGUGAGGUAUCUGCAGAUGACUGUCACUCAGAGUCCGGUAGAGGUGUGUCUCUCCUCGGCACGCCUAUGCCUUGGAAAGUUAUACACUCUGUGCUCCGUCGACGUUACCUUUUGCUCCUGUCCUAGUCCUCGGUUCUGUGUGGGGUAGCCAUUCGCCCCUUCGCAAGCCGGUUUUCCAACAUGUCACUGCGAAUGCGACCAGGAAGUUCGUCCACCGUCUCGGAAAGUUCGUAUUAUGAGAGUAUCGAGCGCGCCAGUUCUCCGAGACCCGUGUUCAACGUGCAAGAGCAGAAGCAGUACAUUGCCGUUGCUAGUCCCACCGGCAGCGUCACCAGGGUAAUCCGACAGGGCGGAGGUCCCCAGAUCAUCGAACGGGUACAAGGUGGUCAACAAUAUCAUCAUGGAAAUGAAGUUACCUAUGUACAGAACAGCCAUGAGCAACUGGGACUGUCAAGCCCUGCAGAGAUACAAAAUAGACAGCAUCAGUAUGUACUGGCCCAAAGCAUGAAAGGAAUAAAUGUUCCCAAAGGUUCGGAGGUCAUUGUACAUAAAACGUACUUGACGGUUGAUCAGGUUCCUUCCAUACAGGUUUACGAUCACACCAGGGACUUUCAAUCCUAUCAGAACAUCGGAAACUCUCAAACCCACUGGGAAAAAGUCAAGUAUGUUGAAAGCCCCACUCAAAGUGUGCAGCUUCCGAGCUCUCCAGGUGAACUCAUCAGGUCUCGGAGUGCUCAGAGCUCUGUCACGUCUCAGGAUCUUGACUUACACUCUGAUGAAACCCACGUGAGAUGCUAUGGAGGACGGAGUCCUACACCGGUCAGAGUCCAGAGUCCUCAACCAUGCCAAAUCAAGAGUGCAAUGGAUUAUGAGAGUCAUAAUGCAGAGAAAUUGGAUCCUCGCUACUUUGGUGAGCUGCUGGCUGAGCUGUCGUGCAAAACCACUGAGGUCCACAACAUCCUGAUAGAAAAUAUGCAGAAAAUGAAGGGAAGACAGAGCAUGUUGGAAAUGAAUAUUGACAAUGUUAGCAAUGAAAAUGUUGAAGAUUUGAUACCAAAAGGGGUAUCUGAAUUGACAAAACAACAGUUGCGUUAUAUCUUGCAGAUGAGGCAUACUGUGGACAAAUCCUUGCGACUUCUCUUGGCCACCUUCAGCAGUCUUCGUGAAGACCUGCUCCAUCUGCAAGAUGACCUAAGUAGACUUGCCACAGACAAGGAAAUGCUGGAAAAAGACUUGAGUUUUAAAUCGCAGCAAAUGACAGAAUACUUAAAGCUCUUGGAGUCUGUACGAGAGAACAACCGAGAACUGCAGAGUGCCAUAAAGGAGAGUGGUUCAAGCAACCGAUCCCUUGAGGAUUUGAUCUUGUCUCUGAGGAACUCAGAGGCUGAUAAACAAUUCCGCGUGAAAGAGUUGGAAUGCAGCAAAAAAGCACUGGAACAGGAAAACGAGCUACUUCGGCAACAGUUAACCAAGAGCCCAACAAGUCCAACCAGCACUUCAAUAUUUAAUACAGAAAUUUCAAAUAAUUACUAUGAAAUGGUCAAUAAACUCCGUGAAGAAAAGGACAAGGAGAUCAGUGCUUUAAGGUCACAAAUCAACAACAUGAAGCGAGAAAUGUCAUCAGGGCAAGACAGUACCAGCAGCUUGCAAAUGAAGUUAAUGCAAUACAGUAAUGACCUGUCUGAGAAGGAUGCCAUUAUCCAAAAAAAGAAUGAGGAAAUCAUGAGACUGAAAUCUUCAUCACUUGGGUCAAAUAAUGUGACGCAUACAGUCAUCACAAGGCGAUACCUUGAUUAUCCAAUUCUGGGUCUUUUGAAAGAUGGGAAACUAACUUCAAGUAAAGAAUUAAAGACCGUUUUAGUUCAAAGGAAUGGAAGAUAUUAAGCAAAAUAAAAACACAGGAAUUUGUUUCAGCAUACUGAAGACUAAUCCAAUGCAGUGGGAAGUACUUACUGGUUUUCGCAACAGAAAUUGCUCAACGUUUUCUCAUUUCAUGGUGUUCUUUCUUGCUUAGCCAAAAUGGAUUUUGAAGGGUCUGUAUUAGUUUAUUUUAAACUGCUGUUUAUUAUUGUUUAAUCCAUAUUGAAGGCUGCAGGUGUGAGGGAUUGCUAUUUUACUUUGUAAUGUUAGAAUUAUAUCAAAUGUAACAAAAAAGGUGAAUGGUAUGAAGAAGAAAGUGUAUAAACUGGAAAAGAAAAUAAAUGCAAGUUAAGAGAGUACCCAAUUAAUGAGCCAGUGCUUUCUCUCUGCAUAUUGAAUGGUGAUAAAUUUUGGAUAAUUGUGUAUUAUUAUAUGAAAGGGUUUUUUUAAAAACUACAGUUAGUUCCAUUUUCACUUGGGCAAAACUGAUUUAGAAGUAGCAAUGCACAAAAGAGCAUUUUAUUUGUUAUUGCUUUUAUUUACUUGUAAAUUCACCCAAGCAUAUGUAUGCCAAUAAUUAAUUGGGUAUUUAUAAAAAUGGAUAACCUUUUGUUCUGAAGUCAUUUUGUCAUUUGAUUGUGUUUUAUUGUAUGUGAUAAAUUCAUCAGCAUUGGUGACUUUGAAUAUUUUUUUCUGAAGAUUAAAUUUUAUUUAUAUUUAAAAUAACAUUUGCCAAUUAAGAACUAGUGUUCUCUGAAAAUUAAUACACCUUACUUUGAAGUACUGACAAUGACAUAAAACAUUCUAAUUUUAAUCAAGAUUUACUCAUUUUUGUUCCACACAAACAAUAAUAUUUGUAUUAAGUGAAACACCGCUGAUUCAAAUUUUAGAGGCUUGGAGGAUGAAACUGAUCAUUAUAUACAUUGUUUAUUUUAGACUUUGUGGCUAAAGAAAAUAGUGUGCUUUUUUUGUGCAAUAAGCAACUUCAAAAUUUUGCAACUGACUUUAUCAUGUACAUAUCUCAGCUAUUAGUUUGAAUGUUGGAAAUUGUUAACUGUGUUAUUCUACCGGUCUAACAAACAAUUGUAUAAGUUUAACACAGCCUUUAUUUCAUACACUCUGGGAUGUUAGAAAUUGCUUUGUUUUAAGUUAAUACAAGUAGAUUUUUUUUGUAUUGCUUGGAAGCUUUUAAGGCUAUGAAUAUUUAAGAGGUAGCCAAGACCACAGAAUGAAUUUCUAUGUAUCCAUGAAAUUAAAAAAAUAAAAUUUUUUGAUAAAAAUU
Molecule: messenger RNA, 3216 nt
Organism: Hypanus sabinus (Atlantic stingray)
Lineage: Eukaryota; Metazoa; Chordata; Chondrichthyes; Myliobatiformes; Dasyatidae
Gene: pof1b
Product: POF1B actin binding protein
Exons: 16
Coding region: 255-1958 (567 amino acids)
Biological process (GO): bicellular tight junction assembly; actin filament organization; epithelial cell morphogenesis
Cellular component (GO): adherens junction; actin filament; bicellular tight junction
Molecular function (GO): actin filament binding
Source: RefSeq, a predicted model, not a curated record